Messenger RNA from Dichomitus squalens LYAD-421 SS1, 2205 nucleotides. RefSeq lists its product as uncharacterized. Gene Ontology annotation, cellular component: Golgi apparatus. Gene Ontology annotation, molecular function: UDP-N-acetylglucosamine-lysosomal-enzyme N-acetylglucosaminephosphotransferase activity. Lineage: Eukaryota; Fungi; Basidiomycota; Agaricomycetes; Polyporales; Polyporaceae. The record is from RefSeq and is a predicted model, not a curated record. The transcript is spliced from 9 exons. Bases 1 to 2205 code for a protein of 734 amino acids. Gene Ontology annotation, biological process: carbohydrate phosphorylation; N-glycan processing to lysosome.
AUGUCUUCCGCCAGCUACAUCGCGCUGACGCAGAUUCCCCCCUCUGAGCUCCCUUGGCCUCCGAAACCCUCCCUGCGUCCCUCUUUUGCAUUGUACUUUUCGCGCCGUCGCGCCGUGCUCGCGCUCAUAGCCGCCACAUCUGUUGUUACCCUUGUACUCUUUCUCAAAGUCUCUAGCUCUCACGAAGAUGAUUUAGACGAUGUUGGUACCCCCAUUACCCCUCGCUACCAACCAUCCUAUAUUGCAAUUCCAGUCCCAAAUUCCCUCCCGCCUUCUUCCCAUCCCAAGCUCCGCCCCGUUCGUGAUCUUCCAAGUCAUUGCCUCGAUCAGUACUACUCGUCGGGGGGCGUUUGCCAUGACGGCCUGGGCCCACUGCCAUUAGACGUUAUAUGGACUUGGGUUAACGGUUCAGACCCUCUCUUCAGGGAUGCGAGAGAGCACGCUACCAAAUCCUACGACAAUACCGAUCCUUACAGGCCGAUCAAAUCUAAUAACCCUUCCCGCAUGUUCCGCGAUUACGAUGAGCUUCGACAUUCACUCCGCUCCGUUCUCGCCAAUUUUCGUCCGUAUGUUCGGCAUUUCCGUAUCCUAACCUCCGACUUCGACUAUCCCUCAGACGAUCCAGAGACGUCCAUCCAGUCUUUUCCUGAUCCAGGCCCUGGGUACUGGAGGCUAGGCUUGCAGCCCCAAUGGCUUGACGAUGUUGACCAGACCACUCCGGAGUGGCGAGACGGCAAUAUCCAGCUUUCCCUCACCCACCAUGCGCAUUUCUUUGAGCCAUACAAUCGCACAAUAUUCAACAGCUACGCCAUUGAGUCGCAAUUCAGCCAUCUGCAGAAUGUCUCCGAAGUUUUGUGGGUCAUAGUGCUCUAUCGGUUGCAACGACGACUUCUACAUGACAAGUCCUCUCACCCCUGUUGCGUACUGAUGUUCCCGCCAGAGUAUGGUCUGGUUUUUCGCAUCCAGGGAGAUCUGACAGUGUCUCCGGAUUGGCCAAACGCUAAGACCAAAGGCGAAUGGCGAAGCAUGGGCGCCUCCAACUGGUUACUCAGUGCGUGUGCAUCAUCACGCAAACGUUUUGGUCGUAGAAAGCGCCCUUACGUGCAGCACGAAGUCAAGUCCGUCUCGUUUGCCCUUCUCCAAGAGCUUGCACUGGUAUGGCCAGACGCUAUCGCGAAGACCAGCACGCAUGCCUUCCGCGAAACGGAGGCGGGGGAUGGUGAUUACUACCAGAUGUUUAUGUUCAUCCACUAUGUCGUAGAACGAGCUCGGGAGGCCUUGCUCUGGACAUGGGUCGUCGGUCGUGUAGGAGGAAUUGACGACAGCUGGGGGGAGCACGAAGCGGAGCGAGCGUGGAUCGAGAUCGGUGGUACUUGGGAUGGCGACGGAAGCAAGGAAAUACAGGUCGAGUCGGGAACACGGGACACUCUGACCGCUAGCCGUGUUCAAGACUACCUGAAGGAAGGGGGGUUCGUAGCUGAUGACUUCAAGACCGAGUACCACUUCUCCUCGUUAGACGGGUUCGCGUACAACGAGUAUGGUCGACGAGGUGUCGGCGGCUGGCCCGGCUUCGACCCAGAAAAAUAUGACAAGAAGGAUCGCAAGGAACCUGCUCGCAAGUGCAUCAUCCGGCGUGAUGAAUGUUUUGGUGGCGGCGAUCCCGGGAAGCCUCUCACUGCUAGUGCUGUGUUCCAAAACAUCGCUUUCGAAAAGACGCACUGUGGGGACUGCGUGAUUGUUGCGCUGAUCAACGCUAGCGGUCGGCUCGGGCUCUCGGCGGUGCUUCCGCACCCAGACCGGCAUUCACCUCCCUCCGAUACAGAGCCAUCUGCGGACGGAUCGUAUACGUUACCUCAUUUACCUCUCGUGGCUGAUUGGCACGAAGGACAAUUUGCCCUUCGCGAUGUAAUGAAGUAUGCGCCCGACACCAGCAUCCGGCAGUGGUCCGAGCGGAUAAUGCAGCGUUAUCGAUACGUCAUCGGUGGAACGCCUUCCGCGUUUGAGCGACUAAUCAGCCUACAGCAAGUCAAGGGUAUGCUUGCUUCCGUCGACCGGAAGAAGGAUAUCGCGCUAUUGUGUAUCAAUGAUGACGUGACACGAGAGAAUUCGGAAAUUGCCAACUAUUUCAUAAGAUGGCAAUCUCGCCGAUGGAACCGCACUGCUGCUUGGGAGGCAGACGCGGGGUCCCCAGUGGAAUUUAGAUAG